AUGUUACAAUCAUCGAGCUUGUUGUGCCUCGCCAUGUUCGGGCUGCUCGGCGAAACGUUCGCCAGUCCCAUCAGCUUUUCAGACAAGGGUUCGAUUUCGAUCCCGCUGCAGCGGCGCCUGUCACCUCGAUCCGUCGGGGGAUUUUCGGACCUCGACCGCCGCAUCGCACAGCACCAAGCCCUCAAGGCGAGGUACGGUAUUCCUCGGGAGUAUGAAGAUGUCCAAGCUAGUCGACGACUCUUACGCAAGCGAGCGUCGUCCGCUUCCCUGCCCAUCGCGGGUACCGAUCAGUCAGUUCCUCGUUCUCGGUUCUCGGUCACGUGCCUCUAUCGAUCGUAGUGUCUUCGCGAGAGAAGGAUUUGCUCACUAGGUCUUGAGGGCGAUUUUUGGUGCCACAGAACAUUUUACGGGUCUCUCACCGUUGGAACCCCGGCUUUCACGUACGAAGUCGUGCUCGACACUGGGUCAUCUGUACGUACCCCGUCCGCUUCCUGGCCGUUCGUGCGGGAGCAGACUCCCGGCUCAUCCAUACCGAUCUAACCCCGACCAUUAUCUCCCUCUCUUUCUAAUAGGACUUGGUCAUGAUGGUGCCAGGAGUGGACCGGGAUGACGCUUGCGUCGGUGACUGUGUUAUCACGGGCCAGCUUUACCCUGCUCUCAACGGGUCGACGUCGGCCGUGGCUCUGAACAGGACCACGAAUCUCGUCUAUGGGGGCGGCAUCGCCGUGGGCUACCUCGUCAACGACACGGUCUCGAUGGGCGGCUUCACCUCCGUGCAAACGAUCGCAGCCUGCAACAAUGUCACGUCUCUGACCUCGUCCUCUGACGAGACGGGUCUCAUCGGCCUGGCCUUCGAGUCACUAUCCGGAACGGGCUCGCGACCGUUCAUGCAGGGCCUUUACGAGACCGGACAAUUGUCAGAGCCCCUGUUCGCGUUCGCACCCGCUCCACUUGAUCUCAAGGACGUCGGCGCAUACCAAAAUACGGUACCUGGCGGAUUCUUGGACAUUGGGGCCACAAAUUCGAGCCUCUUCACGGGCUCGAUUGGAUACACUGGCCUGACCGGUGGCAAGGGUAAGUACUGGGAGAUCCCGCUGGACUCGUUCCACGUCCAAGGCGUCGACGUCAACAUCUCGACCCCGAAUGCUGUCAUCGACUCUGGUACAAAUUCGUUGGCCAUCCCGACACUUGCUGCGGAGAAGAUCUACGCAGCCAUCGCAGAUUCAAAGCUCAUCGCCGGCACAGGCGGGCUUUACGAGUAUCCAUGCAAGACCAACGUUUCGCUCACCUUGACGUUCAACGGAGUACAAUACACUACGGCACCCAAGUUCUUCAACGGCGGCGUUUCCCCUGGUCGCAAAGAAACUCAUUGCAUCGGAGCCGUCUCUGCUCUGGGUGGUAGCUCGGAAGAAGCGUUGACAACCUAUGUCAUCGGCACGCCAUUGUGAGCGACCACGGGACUUUCUCACACGCAGUUUGGCCUCGACUCACACAUUUCCGCUGCGUCUCUUUAUUCUUUCUCCCACACAGUAUCAUGAACUUUUACAGCGUCUUCCGUUUCAACCCACCCUCCGUUGGCUUUGCACCCAUCACUAAUUCAUCGGCCUUGACUUCGGGUGGAAUCCCUCGAUCCAACGGCACGGCCUCGACGAAUGUCACGACGACUUCGUCAUCCAAUGCCGCGUCGGCCACGGCUCGAUCCUCGGCUUCACACCCACACCUGUCUGCUCGAGGCUCGGUCCUCGGUGCCUGCGUGGGACUCAUCGUGACUGCCGGCGUAUUCGUCUUUGGCGCUUGA
Messenger RNA from Microbotryum saponariae, 1798 nucleotides. The record is from the annotation of a GenBank genome assembly. Lineage: Eukaryota; Fungi; Basidiomycota; Microbotryomycetes; Microbotryales; Microbotryaceae.